AGCAAGGACUGUGUGGGUGGGUGACGAACACACAAUGACUGAACUGUCUCGUCCUCCUCUAAAGCUAUUCGAUCCACUCCACGUCCCGACGGUGACACUGAUGGGUUCUGGACCUACCAACUGUUCGCCAAGAGUUAUGGCUGCGCUUACUCAUCAAAUGUCAUCUCCCGUCAGUCCCAAGCUUCUCGCGAUAAUGUCUGAUAUUCGAAGUGGUUUGCAAUAUGUCAUGCAGACUGUCAAUGCGUGUACGAUGGCUGUGAGUGGAGCUGGACAUGCUGCAAUGGAGUGCGCGCUAACUAGCCUCAUCGAACCCGGCGACGUUGUACUGGUGACUGUGCACGGCAUUUGGGGCGAAAGAGCGAGUGACAUUGCGACUAGACAAGGUGGUAUAGUGAAAACAUUGAAUAAGGAAAUAGGCGAAGUCUUCUCUCUGAGUGAUCUGGAAGAGGGAUUGAAAGAACACAAACCGCGUGUUAUGUUUGUCACUCAUGCCGAAUCGAGCGGUGGGACACUGCAGCCUCUUAAAGACAUCGGACCACUUUGUCAUCGGUACGGUUGCCUCCUUGUUGUAGACGCUGUCGCCAGUCUUGGUGCCGUUCCCUUGUUUACUGAUGCUUGGGAGAUCGAUGUGCUAUACAGUGCUUCACAGAAGGUUUUGAGUGCUCCUUCUGGCAUCAGCCCAAUUACAUUUAGUCGACGAGCAUGGAAGAAGGUUGAGCAAAGGAAAACUCGUAUUCGGUCAUUCUAUUUGGAUGCUACACUGCUGGCUCACUACUGGGGCGUCGAACAGCCAUUACAAUAUCAUCACACUGGGUUACCGGUAAAUUUGUAUGGGAUGAGAGAAGCUCUGGCUGAAAUAUGUGAAGAGGGUUUACAAGCAAUCUGGGAAAGACAUCAAGUGAAUUCUGAGCUUUUAUGGACUGGUUUGGAAAAUUUGGGCCUCAAGUUUUUGGUUCCCGACAAGGAGUACAGGUUGGGGACAAUUACAGCGGUGAUACUCCCUAGUGACGUUGACUCGCAAGCAGUUAUUGCAUAUGUCAAAGCAAAACACAAUCUCGAAAUAUCGCCUGGUCUGGGACCAAGUAAGGGCAAGAUUUGGAGAAUUGGUCUAAUGGGUUACAACUGCAAGUUGCACAAUGUUCACUUGGCGCUGAAAGCACUGAAAGAUGCGUUCGACAACAUUCCCAAGCAAGAAUAGCGUUGAGGGAACCAUCCAUGCAGAGAUCAAGAAUUUUGUACACGACUUUUGUUUUGCAUUUGUCUUAAUUAUUUUAAUAUUUUAAAUCAUCAGUCAUCAGUUUGCCUUAAUUAUUUUUCUGUUUUGCAAGGACCUACCGCAGUACAGUGCAUUUAGCGGCAAUUCUCUUGUCUCGUAAUGUAAAUUGGAGCCGUAGGUGUACACGGAGAACACAAAGGAUUGGUGAUGUUGAUCAGAAAAAUGAUAGUCUCACAAUUGUAUUAGGAUC
This is a messenger RNA of Corticium candelabrum, 1466 nucleotides long. RefSeq names its product alanine--glyoxylate aminotransferase-like. Gene Ontology annotation, cellular component: peroxisome. The transcript is spliced from 11 exons. The record is from RefSeq and is a predicted model, not a curated record. Gene Ontology annotation, molecular function: L-alanine:glyoxylate transaminase activity; L-serine:pyruvate transaminase activity. NCBI's taxonomy places the organism in Eukaryota, Metazoa, Porifera, Homoscleromorpha, Homosclerophorida, Plakinidae. Bases 35 to 1198 code for a protein of 387 amino acids.